Molecule: messenger RNA, 670 nt
Organism: Benincasa hispida (wax gourd)
Lineage: Eukaryota; Viridiplantae; Streptophyta; Magnoliopsida; Cucurbitales; Cucurbitaceae
Product: protein CYSTEINE-RICH TRANSMEMBRANE MODULE 13-like
Source: RefSeq, a predicted model, not a curated record
CAGAUCCCACUCUUCUUCUCUGUCAUUUGUAGACCUUCGUUGUCUUCUCCAUUGACUCUUUCUCCUCAUCUCUUCAGUUCUUUUUAUUUCUGUUUUUGUGAAUUUCGGCCGGUUUCAUUUUAUCGACGGUAUUGAAAUUGGUGGGAAGGGAGAGAUCUGUUGUUGAUUUCAAGAAGGAAGAACAAGGGAUGAGUUAUUAUAAUCAAGGUCAACCUCCGAUUGGAGUGCCUCCACCUCAAGGUUAUCCACCAGAAGGUUAUCCGAAAGAUGCUUAUCCGCCGCCGGGAUAUCCGCCGCAAGGCUAUCCUCCUCCCGGUGCUUAUCCGCCUCCGGGAUAUCCUCCGCCUUACGCUCCUCAGUAUGCUCAAGCUCCUCCUCAACAGCAAAGUAGCAGCGGCCCUGGUUGCCUUGAAGGCUGUUUGGCUGCGUUGUGCUGUUGCUGCCUGCUUGACGCCUGCUUUUGAAGAGAAGGAUUUUGAGAAGUGUGCUAUGCUUUCAAAUUUAAGAGGCGAUUCCUCAGUAGAAUUUUUCCCUGGAUGAAAAAGAAAAAAGAAAAUGAAAUUGAAGAAACAAUUGGAGUUGUUAAUGAUUUGGGCCCUUUCAUUGUGAAGUUUUAAAUCUUACGGUUUAUUAAUUAAUAUAGUUUAGUGUCUGUUUGUUCUUCGUGCCA